AGAACUACCAUAUGUGGCAGAGUGAAUACUUUGAACACUGCUUGGAAAAGCCAGGUUCUUUGCUGUCAUCCCAGAAGGCCAUGAGGUAUUCUGGAUGGAUGGCUGCUGGGAACCCAUUGCCAUAGCCAACUCUUCUUCAGUACUUAAAGAUUUACCCUGGCAUUGAGUAAUGAGAAUUUCGAAACCAUAUUUGAGAAGUACUUCCAUCCAGUGCUACUUGUGUUUACUUCUAAACAGUCAUUUUUUAAAUGAGGCUGGCAUUCAUGUCUUCAUUUUGGGUUGUAUCAGUGCAGGUCUUCCUAAAACAGAAGCAAACUGGCAUGAUGUAAUAAGUGAUUUGAAAAAAAUUGAAGAUCUUAUUCAAUAUAUACAUAUUGAUGCUACUUUAUACACUGAAAGUGAUGCUCAUCCUGAUUGCAAAGUAACAGCGAUGAAGUGCUUUCUCCUGGAGUUACGGGUCAUUUCACAUGAGUCCAGCAAUAUGGACAUUAACAACACAGUAGAAAACCUUAUCAUCCUAGCAAACAGCAGUUUAUCUUCUAAUGGGAAUAUUACAGAAUCUGGAUGCAAAGAAUGUGAGGAACUGGAAGAAAAAAAUAUUAAAGAAUUUUUGCAGAGUUUUGUGCAUAUUGUACAGAUGUUCAUCAACCCCUCUUGAUUGCAAUUGAUCCUCUUCAGCGUUUCUAUUAUUAACAAACAUUUUCCCACUGCUUAGAGGCAACAAAACACUCUGCAGUUGAAAUCUGCUGCCAAAACAAGUUUCUGUAGCAAGAAGAUGAUCAAGAUUUUGGAUCAGAUGAACUCUUAAAAAUAGAGGAAGAAAAAUGUCAUUGAGUAACAUAGUGACUGUGAACUUCCUUCAGACUUAUUUUGCUCAUUUAUUUUUAAUUUAUUAUUGAAAUUGUACAUAUUUGUAACAUAAUGUAUAAAAU
Molecule: messenger RNA, 932 nt
Organism: Galeopterus variegatus (Sunda flying lemur)
Lineage: Eukaryota; Metazoa; Chordata; Mammalia; Dermoptera; Cynocephalidae
Gene: IL15
Product: interleukin 15
Exons: 7
Coding region: 170-658 (162 amino acids)
Biological process (GO): immune response; positive regulation of cytokine production; positive regulation of tyrosine phosphorylation of STAT protein
Cellular component (GO): extracellular region
Molecular function (GO): cytokine receptor binding; cytokine activity
Source: RefSeq, a predicted model, not a curated record